CAUGCAAAAGAUGAAGAGGAAAGAUAUUCAAAUAUGUCUCUUUUUGGCCUUCGUCUUUAUAGCUACUAGAAAUUAUUCUGCUACGGCCAUGAGGAUUCGCAAAGCAGAACCAGGUGGCUUCAAGCUCAAACCUGCACAAUCGAGUGAAGGUUCAGCGGCUGGAUUCUUGUCUGCUACUUGGAACAAAUCAGGAAUGCAGGUCAUAGAAAAUUAUCGUAAAGUUCCUUCAGCACCUAAUCCCAUUGGAAAUCGGCACCCACCAGCCAAGCAUGACUGAAAGGAGGCACUCAA
This is a messenger RNA of Juglans regia (Persian walnut), 291 nucleotides long. Its product is annotated as CLAVATA3/ESR (CLE)-related protein 46-like. NCBI's taxonomy places the organism in Eukaryota, Viridiplantae, Streptophyta, Magnoliopsida, Fagales, Juglandaceae. The record is from RefSeq and is a predicted model, not a curated record. The transcript has 3 exons. The coding region runs from base 2 to 277 and encodes 91 amino acids.